UCUAAAAUUUGUGAACUUCAAAAUACACAAAGAAUCGGGAAUCUAAUAAUCUAUAGGUUGGGGAAGGUAAAUAGUUUAAAAAAAAAAUACCAAGUUAAAUAAAAUUUUCAUAAAUUGAACUUAAAAAUAAAAAGCCCAUUUUAAUAAAUAUAUCGGAAUUACGUGUAAUUUUUCAAAACUGAAAGGUCUAUGUUUUAAACUAUUUUAAAACUAACAAACAAAUAUAUAAAAGAAUAGACAUCCACCCUAAAUUGGCACAUCUAAAAGUACAUAUUCAGUAACAUAACGAAGAUAAAAUCCCAAAGAAGUAUAAAUGCUGGAACAAUUAAAAAAGGAUUAAACGGACUAUUUUUUUUUUCUUUUGGUAAAAAUAAAUACUAUCAAAUAUGCCGCAAAACGAAGAUACUGAACCCAUAAUAAAUGAAGAAGAUGGACCUAAUUAUGAUGCUCCGGUAAAUUACCAUCAAACGGAUAAUGAACUAGAUCCAGAAUUGACAGGUUGUGGGGCAACGGCAUGUUGCAACCCAUUUUCCAAAGUUCAUCGUUUCAUUGCUUUAAUUUUUAUGUGUUUGCUUGGUUUUGGAUCGUAUUUUUGUUACGAUAAUCCAGGAGCUUUGCAAGAUCAUUUCAAAGAGGACCUUAGUUUAUCAACCACUCAAUUCACUUUGUUGUACUCAAUUUACUCUUGGCCAAAUGUUAUACUGUGCUUCAUUGGAGGUUUUUUGAUUGACCGAGUUUUCGGAAUUCGACUUGGAACCAUAAUUUAUUUAUUCAUUUUACUAAUUGGUCAAUUUUUGUUUGCUUUUGGGGCAUUGUUAAAUGCAUUUUGGCUAAUGGUUGUUGGUCGAUUUGUUUUCGGAAUUGGUGCUGAAUCAUUAGCUGUUGCACAAAAUAACUAUGCUGUCCUAUGGUUUAAAGGAAAAGAACUUAAUAUGGUUUUUGGUUUACAAUUGUCAUUUGCUCGUGUUGGUAGUACAGUAAACUUUGCUGUAAUGGAACACGUUUAUAAAUACGUCUCACAAUUUUACGAAGGCUAUAAAUGUACAGGAGUUGUUCUGUUAUUAGCAUCGGCAACGUGUGUUAUGUCUUUUAUAUGUGCUCUAAUACUAGGUCUCAUGGAUAAAAGGGCACAGCGUAUCACACGCAGAAUAGACAACCCAUCAGGAGAAACUGCUAAGUUAAGCGAUAUUUUUACGUUCAAAUUAACUUUCUGGAUGGUUUCUAUAAUUUGCGUGGCAUAUUAUGUAGCAAUAUUUCCCUUUAUCGCCUUAGGAAAGGCAUUUUUUAUAGAAAAAUGGCAUUUUAAACCUGAAGAUGCAAAUAGUUGCAAUUCUAUUAUAUACAUAAUAUCAGCAAUCACUAGCCCUCUUUUCGGUUUACUAAUUGAUAAAUGUGGAAGAAAUGUAUAUUGGAUUUUGUUUGCAACAAUUGCAACUAUUGGCUCACAUUCCUUAUUAGCAUUUACUAUGCUAUCACCCUAUGUAGGAAUGGUUUUAAUGGGAUUCUCAUAUGCAUUAUUGGCAAGCAGCUUAUGGCCAUUGGUGGCUAUAAUUAUACCUGAAUAUCAAUUAGGAAGCGCAUACGGAAUAUGUCAGUCUGUUCAAAAUUUAGGUCUUGCCGUAAUAUCCAUUAUUUCCGGCAUGAUUAUUGACAGAACCAACAGCAAUUACUUAUAUUUAGAGCUUUUCUUCAUUGGAUGGUUACUUAUUUCUCUGACGGCCACAAUAGUCAUUUUGAUCUAUGAUAAAUCUAAAAAAGGAAAUCUAAAUUUAAGUCCUAGACAGCGACAAGAAUAUAACGACAAAUUAAUGGCUAUAGCGGAAAAUAAUAUGGCGGGAUCAAGUUCAGUAGAUGAAUUAAACCCUUCCGAUGUUGGAGUAUCUCGUCGUCAAGUUAGACAAACAGUAGAUGAUGGAACUGGAAGUGACAGAGAGCCUCUCUUGAGAGAAUAAUUAUUUUUGUGUUUAAAUUUAACUGUAUUAUUUUAGUAGACAAUUUUUAUAUUAUUAUUUUAUAAAAUAUAAAUGUAGUCUUUUUAUAAUUUUUACAAAUUAAACUUUUAUUAAAAUUUUAAAGCAAUUUAAUAAACUAGUGAAAAAUUAGAAAGCAAAAAAAAAACAAAACUCGAAAUAGAACAAAUACAUAUAUAAUUCAAGGCUGUAUAGUGUAUAAAAGAUAGUUUUUUGAUGUAGAUAGAUAUUAUGAAAAAGUUAAGCCAAUUAUUUUGUAUUACACUUUUUUUUAAUUAUAUGAUAAUUUAAAAAUCAUUUAUUUUAUUUCUGUUUAUGUAAGUUUCAUAAAUGUUUUUAUUAGAGGUUUAAAUAGCUGUGACAGGCUUUUUAUCUAGUUAAAAUAAUUAAAACUGUAUAUUCUAUAAAAAAAAUAACAUUCAUUGAUAAAACAA
This is a messenger RNA of Condylostylus longicornis, 2404 nucleotides long. Its product is annotated as major facilitator superfamily domain-containing protein 1. The record is from RefSeq and is a predicted model, not a curated record. The transcript is spliced from 10 exons. Gene Ontology annotation, molecular function: transmembrane transporter activity. NCBI's taxonomy places the organism in Eukaryota, Metazoa, Arthropoda, Insecta, Diptera, Dolichopodidae. Gene Ontology annotation, cellular component: lysosome. Bases 387 to 1952 code for a protein of 521 amino acids. Gene Ontology annotation, biological process: transmembrane transport.